Uncinocarpus reesii 1704 is the source of this 528-nucleotide messenger RNA. RefSeq lists its product as uncharacterized. The transcript is spliced from 3 exons. Lineage: Eukaryota; Fungi; Ascomycota; Eurotiomycetes; Onygenales; Onygenaceae. The coding region runs from base 1 to 528 and encodes 175 amino acids. The record is from RefSeq and is a predicted model, not a curated record.
AUGAGCGCGCCAGUUGGGCCACGAGUAUCCAAAGAGGAUUUCAUGCAUGCACUCGGACUCGAUGCGAGUAAUCCUCAGCAUGACCCAUUGUAUCGCGCAAUGAGAGACGAGGCUAUUGCCGUAUACAAUCAGAUGAACCAAGGCAAUUCAGAUUUGCUGGAGAAUAUAAGAAACACUCCUGGAGUAGGGCCACCAUAUUUCUGGCAUCAUAUCCGACCAGAUAGACAGCAAUGGGGCAUAUUGGAGAUUUGGAGGCGCGCUGGACCUGUCACUCGGCCAUUGUUCGAUCGCGGCGCUACCAAUGGCGAAUAUGGCCCUAAUUGGGUAACGGGAUGGUUGUUGUACAGCGUUUUCCGCUCAAGGGAUAUUCGCAAUAACCGCAACAGAAGGAAAAACGACGACAAUAACAACUCUGGGAAUAAUUCAGGUCAUGGCCAAUCGAAAGGGGGCAAGAGUGCCACCACAGGAAACGAGACACAGCCCAGGACCAUGGGGUAUUACGAUCCUGUACGGAAUGGCGCCCGUUGA